Messenger RNA from Talpa occidentalis (Iberian mole), 2043 nucleotides. It is a transcript of the gene GXYLT1, whose product is annotated as glucoside xylosyltransferase 1. The coding region runs from base 182 to 1504 and encodes 440 amino acids. NCBI's taxonomy places the organism in Eukaryota, Metazoa, Chordata, Mammalia, Eulipotyphla, Talpidae. Gene Ontology annotation, biological process: protein O-linked glycosylation via N-acetylgalactosamine. The record is from RefSeq and is a predicted model, not a curated record. The transcript is spliced from 8 exons. Gene Ontology annotation, molecular function: UDP-xylosyltransferase activity.
GCCGAGGUGGUGGGCGGGGCGAGCGGGGCGUGGCGUACGCGAGGCCGCGGCGGCGGCGGCGGCGGCGGCGGCGGCGGCGGAGGAACUUGUUGCGCCCGCGGCUGCGCCGUGCGGCUCCCUCCGCUCCAGUUCGCCCGGGCGGGCGCGGCGACGGCGGCGGGUGCGGGGCCCGGCCGCAGCGAUGCGGCGCUACCUGCGCGUGGUGCUGCUGUGUGUGGCCUGCGGCUUCUGCUCGCUGCUCUACGCCUUCAGCCAGCUCGCCGUGUCGCUGGAGGAGGGCGCCGGCGGCGGUGGCGGGAAGCCGCAGGCCGCAGAGGCUUCCUGGCUGGCGGGCGGCAGACGCGGCGCCGCCAGAGGGGCGGGCGGCGCGGGCCCCGCGGCGUCUCCCGGCCGGUCGGACAGGUGUAAAGAUUUCUCUGUGUGUUACUGGAAUCCCUAUUGGAUGCUGCCCUCUGAUGUUUGUGGAAUGAACUGCUUUUGGGAAGCGGCUUUUAGGUAUAGUCUGAAAAGGCAGCCUGUUAAGAGAAUGCACCUCGCCGUAGUUGCCUGUGGAGAAAGACUGGAAGAAACUAUAACCAUGUUGAAAUCAGCCAUCAUAUUCAGCAUCAAACCUCUUCAGUUCCAUAUUUUUGCUGAAGAUCAGCUACAUGAUAGUUUUAAAGGCAUACUCGACAGCUGGUCAUUCCUACAAACAUUUAAUUAUUCCUUAUACCCAAUAACUUUUCCAAGUCAGAAUGCAGCAGAAUGGAAAAAACUCUUUAAACCAUGUGCUUCCCAGAGAUUGUUCUUGCCGUUAAUCCUGAAAGAAGUUGACUCAUUAUUGUAUGUCGACACUGAUAUCCUGUUUUUACGGCCCGUGGAUGAUAUUUGGUCUUUGCUAAAGAAAUUCAAUUCCACACAAAUUGCUGCCAUGGCACCAGAACAUGAAGAGCCUCGGAUAGGCUGGUAUAACCGCUUUGCCAGGCAUCCUUACUAUGGCAAGACUGGGGUGAACUCCGGGGUCAUGCUGAUGAAUAUGACCAGAAUGAGAAGGAAGUAUUUCAAGAAUGAUAUGACGACUGUCCGAUUACGAUGGGGGGACAUCCUUAUGCCCUUGCUUAAAAAAUACAAGUUGAACAUCACAUGGGGUGAUCAAGAUCUGCUGAACAUCAUAUUUUUUCAUAAUCCAGAAAGCCUUUUUGUUUUUCCAUGUCAAUGGAAUUAUCGACCAGAUCAUUGUAUAUAUGGAAGCAAUUGCCAAGAAGCAGAAGAAGAAGGAAUCUUUAUUCUUCAUGGGAACAGAGGUGUUUACCAUGAUGAUAAGCAACCAGCAUUUAGAACUAUUUAUGAAGCACUCAGAAAUUGUUCUUUUGAAGAUGACAGCAUCCGUUCCUUAUUAAACCUAUUAGAACUGGAACUACAAAAGACAGUACAUACAUACUGUGGAAAAAUUUACAAAAUAUUUAUCAAACAGCUAACAAAAAGCAUAAGAGAUCGUUAUGAUCGACCACCAAAGGAAAGGUGAUUCUUGGUGACUGCUAAAAUCAAGUGAAUUAAAACAAGAUAUCAUAGGAUGUGUGUGAAGGAGUAGUCUUGGUUGAAAUGUUGGGGAAGGAAUUUAUUCAUCUUCAGAAUAAUUUUUUCACCUGAAGAAGUUAAAUAAGGAAUAUAUUUAUAUAAUGAAGAACAAGAUAAAGCCCCAUUCAAAGACGUUUUUGAUCUAUGAUGUUUUGUAAUGUCAUUUUAAUAUUUUGCUGUCAUUCCAAUAUUGAUGAAAACCUUGAGUGGUUGUGGCCUACACACUUGGGUUCAUUCUUAUUCUCCAGUGAACAAGAACAGUCCAGGUGUAUGGAAAGAUGUACCUCAUGCAUGGUGGAAACACUCAAGCUGUGAGUAGAGCAAUAAUUUUAUGUCAGCACUAACCUCACUUUAAAAGUGUGAGAAGCCAGUUGUUUACAGGAGCAGAAAAGGUUCUCUUUCUAAAGAAAUGUGAUGUGACCGCUGUAGAUAUUGACAAUCUUUGUGCCUUUAUGCAUUUCAUCUCUGUUUUAAGAUAUUUUUUUG